Molecule: messenger RNA, 957 nt
Organism: Pezoporus flaviventris
Lineage: Eukaryota; Metazoa; Chordata; Aves; Psittaciformes; Psittacidae
Gene: CBX1
Product: chromobox 1
Exons: 5
Coding region: 179-736 (185 amino acids)
Biological process (GO): negative regulation of transcription by RNA polymerase II; chromatin organization
Cellular component (GO): pericentric heterochromatin; nucleus
Molecular function (GO): chromatin binding
Source: RefSeq, a predicted model, not a curated record
GCUGGCCGGGCUCUUUUGUUCGAGGGAGGCGGACGGAGCGCGGCCAGGCCCGCGGCGACACGGAGCGGGGCCGCCUGCAGCGACACGGAGCGGGGCCGCCUGCAGCCCCUUCCCUCGGCGGCGGUUGGCGGGGCUGUGCAAGCAGCGUCGCCCGUAAGCUGAAAAACUGGCCAGCACAAUGGGAAAAAAACAGAACAAGAAGAAAGUGGAAGAGGUUUUAGAGGAAGAGGAGGAGGAGUAUGUGGUGGAGAAGGUCCUGGAUCGGCGAGUGGUGAAGGGCAAAGUGGAAUACCUGCUCAAGUGGAAGGGCUUCUCAGAUGAAGAUAACACAUGGGAGCCAGAGGAGAACCUCGACUGCCCAGACCUCAUUGCAGAGUUCCUUCAGUCCCAGAAAACCGCACAUGAGAGCGAGAAGUCCGAGGGGAGCAAGCGCAAAGCGGAGUCUGACACAGAGGAUAAAGGGGAGGAGAGCAAACCAAAGAAGAAGAAGGAGGAGUCGGAGAAACCGCGAGGCUUUGCCCGAGGAUUCGAGCCCGAGCGGAUCAUCGGUGCCACGGAUUCCAGCGGGGAGCUCAUGUUCCUGAUGAAGUGGAAGAACUCUGACGAGGCCGACCUGGUCCCUGCCAAGGAAGCCAACAUCAAGUGCCCGCAGGUGGUCAUCUCGUUCUAUGAGGAGAGGUUGACAUGGCAUUCCUACCCCUCAGAGGACGAUGACAAGAAAGAGGACAAGAACUAAGCCCUGGCACCCGCUCUGGCCAGCCUUUGUAUAAAGAUCUGAACUGUGGGUUUGAGCAAGAGGGAGAGAACGCAGCUCUGCUCGGUUGGGAGCGUAGAGAUGGCUGGAGAAGAUGCCCUUUGAAGAGACCAGUAUGGUUUCUGUGCCCUGCAGCUGCUCAACUGCUUUCUGCAGCUUCAUGCUGUGUACAGAUUCCAAGCAGCCCGACUCAAGGGGGGGGG